GCAACAGUCGCAUCACAAGUACAACAACUGCAACGACUACAACACCGUGUUUGAGCAGUGGCGAUAGCCUAGUAGUUUUGGCAACUUUUACAAAUUCAAAUCUCUGAUUAUGUUGAUGAAUGAUUGGGCUUUUUUUUCGUUUUUAAAAGGAAAGACUCGCCGCCCCCGCUGCCGUUCUCUGCGCUCGACAGGUCAGGUCUGAGACAGUUGUUGAGGGCGCUCUGUUUGACUGAGAUGGGAAAUGCUGUACAACUUUCCCUCGGGCAGACAACAUUAGCUCUGUAAGGACAACAUAUGGCAACAAUGGCGUCUGUUAUGGAGGAUCCUACACUGGAGAGACACUUCAAGGGCCACAAAGAUGCUGUCACAUGUGCAGACUUCAGUCCAAAUCGCAAACAUCUGGCCUCAGGUUCUGCAGAUAAGAGUCUGAUGAUAUGGAAUCUGGCUCCUAAGGCAAGGGCAUACCGCUUUAUUGGCCACCAAGAUGUCAUCACUGGGGUCCAUUUCUCUCCAUCUGGUAACUUGGUGGCAACGUCAUCCAAGGACAGAACAGUCCGACUGUGGAAACCUUCCAUAAAAGGAGAUUCAACUGUUUUCAAAGCUCACACUGCCACUGUACGCAGUGUUGCUUUCUCCAAUGACGGUCAGAGACUGGUGACGGCGUCUGAUGACAAGUCGGUCAAAGUAUGGAGCGUUCGUCGACAGUGCUUUCUCUAUUCGCUGAAUCAGCACACGAAUUGGGUGCGCUGUGCCAGGUUCUCUUCAGAUGGGCGCCUCAUCACUUCCUGUGGGGACGACCGUUCUGUCCGGCUCUGGGACACUUCCACCAAACACUGCAUCAACUGUUUCACCGACUAUGGCGGAUCAGCAACGUGGGUUGACUUCAACUCCAACGGCACCUGCAUUGCAUCUUCAGGAGAUGACCGUUCAUUGAAAAUUUGGGAUUUACGGACCAACAAGCUGAUUCAACAUUAUCAGGUCCACAGUGCAGAAAUCAAUAGCUUUUCCUUCCAUCCGUCGGACAAUUACCUGAUCAGUGGUUCCAGUGACGGCACUGUGAAGAUCCUGGACCUGCUGGAAGGACGUCUCAUCUACACCCUACAUGGACACAAGGGUGCUGUGAUGACGGUUACCUUUUCCAGAACUGGAGAACUCUUUGCCUCGGGGGGAGCUGAUCGUGAGGUGCUGUUGUGGAGGACAAACUUUGACACCAAGUCCUACCAAGAUGUCCUACAACAACACAGCCGCAGGUCCACCCCUGAUCCUCCACCUCACCUGUCUGACAUCCACCCGAGGGUACCUCAUCUUCAUCACCCACAGUCAGCAACUAUUCAGAUCAAUCCAGUUGUGACAGACACUCAGUCCGCUAACCCACGUGUCGUAGAGCUGGGCAGAACCUUUCACAGCACCACGCUCCUAAAUGAUCGGACACACUUAAUGCCCACGCAAACUGCUGCCAACAGUCACCACUCCAACGGUUUGCAUGCGUGUCAUGCCGCCAAGUUAAGAGUGGAAGACGGGAACGGUGACAGAAGAGCCCAUAGGGCUGGUUUGGCCGCCGGGAGCCAGAGAGUGGCUGACAGGGGUGAAAGGGGAAGAAGAGAGGAAGAUGAAGAGAAGAGAAAGGAGACGAACGCAUCCGAAGUCCUCUUUGGUCAUCAGUUGAGGCUGGACUCUAUUCUGGGCCACAUUGUUCAACAGCUGGAUGUUCUUACGCAGACGGUGUCCGUGCUGGAGGAACGUCUCUCCCUGACUGAGGACAAGCUGAAAGAGUGUCUCCUCCACCAAUCCCAGAUCCUGAGGGACGUGCGAGCAUCAGGCGAGAGGCAGAGGAUGGAGAGCCAAGAGACGGACGAAUCACCUGUCCAGUUCACUUCUGGUCGACCUCGCUCUCUCUCAGACUACAGCACAAACACGGACUGAAGAGCACGGGUGUGUGUGGGUUUCCAUCACAUGUUACCUUUGGGGACAGUAUUCCGUCAACGGACCAAUUGAUUUGUUGACAACUUAUUCAGUCUGGUGGGAAAGUCAUGUCCUCACUUGACUGUUGUGUUGUGUGACUGUUGAUUUCACUCUUUAAGGUCAAGUUUUGGCCAGGGUUUGGAUAAUUCUUCAGGAAAUGAAUGCAAGUCUAUGAAAGUGAUCUGUGUGUGUGUGUGAGAGAGAGAGAGAGAGAGAUAACAUAUUUUCUCGAUGUCUUUCCUCACUUCUUAAGAGCUUCCAGCUGUACAGCCAAGCAGACAUUCCUAGUGUGUGUGUUGAUAUGGAUGUUACGUCCAAUCUGGACAGCUGCAGCUAUGAAAACAGACAGUGCUUGUCUGCUGUGUGACCUCUGUGUAUGUGCGUGUGCGCACGUGCGUAUGUUUUUGUGUGUGUAUCUAUGUAUCUGUGUGUUUGCACAUAUUUUAGCAGUUGCUUGCUUUGCAGGGACAUUUUUUCCUUCCAUUCUCUUUGCAUCGCUGUGAUUUUAAACCCAAAUUGUGCACCUGCACCUUGUGUAAAUGUAAUUUAUGUGAAUAAAUGUCAUAUUUUAUUGCU
Messenger RNA from Solea senegalensis (Senegalese sole), 2538 nucleotides. It is a transcript of the gene poc1b, whose product is annotated as POC1 centriolar protein B. The transcript is spliced from 12 exons. Lineage: Eukaryota; Metazoa; Chordata; Actinopteri; Pleuronectiformes; Soleidae. The record is from RefSeq and is a predicted model, not a curated record. Gene Ontology annotation, biological process: cilium assembly. Gene Ontology annotation, molecular function: protein binding. Bases 295 to 1923 code for a protein of 542 amino acids. Gene Ontology annotation, cellular component: ciliary basal body; centriole.